UGGAAGAUUUUCAUGACUGUGAUGACUGAAAAUCUCAAAAAGUGCCAGAAAUUACGUCAUCAGCAACAGGUAAUUAUAAAUCAUGGCUGAUAAUGAUGAUUUGUUGGAUUAUGAAGAUGAAGAACAGACAGAGCAACCUAUUGUUGAAGGUUCAGGAGAUACAGCUCCCCGUAAAGAUGUGAAAGGAGCUUAUGUAUCGAUACAUAGUUCUGGUUUUAGAGAUUUCCUUUUAAAGCCUGAAAUUUUAAGAGCAAUAGUUGAUUGCGGCUUUGAACAUCCUUCUGAAGUGCAACAUGAGUGUAUACCGCAAGCAGUUCUUGGUAUGGAUAUACUUUGUCAAGCGAAGUCUGGAAUGGGUAAAACAGCUGUAUUUGUGUUAGCUACCCUUCAACAAAUGGAGUUGACUGAAAAUCAAGUAACAGUUUUGGUUAUGUGUCAUACCAGAGAAUUAGCAUUUCAAAUAAGCAAAGAAUACGAACGAUUUUCUAAAUAUAUGCCAAACAUCAAGGUUGCUGUAUUUUUUGGUGGUUUACCUAUCCAGAAGGAUGAAGAAGUCUUAAAAAAUAAUUGUCCUCAUAUUGUAGUUGGUACACCAGGACGUAUUUUAGCUUUAGUGAAGAAUAAAAAACUAAAUUUGAAAAACCUGAAACAUUUUGUGCUAGAUGAAUGUGACAAGAUGCUUGAGCAGUUAGACAUGAGGCGUGAUGUUCAAGAAAUUUUUAGGAAUACCCCUCAUAGUAAACAAGUUAUGAUGUUUAGUGCCACACUAAGUAAAGAUAUAAGGCCAGUUUGUAAGAAAUUUAUGCAAGAUCCGAUGGAAGUGUAUGUUGAUGAUGAAGCAAAGCUAACCCUACACGGGCUUCAGCAACACUAUGUUAAGCUAAAAGAAAAUGAAAAAAACAAGAAAUUAUUUGAUUUACUUGACAUCUUAGAGUUUAAUCAGGUUGUAAUAUUUGUAAAAUCAGUUCAGAGAUGUAUGGCUUUGGCUCAACUGUUAUGUGACCAGAAUUUCCCAGCUGUAGCUAUUCAUAGAGCUAUGAGUCAAGAAGAGAGACUUGCUAAGUACCAAGAAUUCAAAGACUUCCAAAAGAGAAUACUUGUUGCUACCAAUUUGUUUGGAAGAGGAAUGGAUAUUGAAAGAGUUAAUAUUGUAUUUAACUAUGAUAUGCCUGAAGAUUCAGACACUUACCUUCAUAGAGUAGCGAGAGCAGGACGUUUUGGAACUAAGGGUCUGGCAAUCACAUUUGCUAGUGAUGAGGCAGAUGCUAAAGUUCUAAAUAAUGUUCAAGAUAGAUUUGAUGUUAAUAUUACUGAGUUACCUGAUGAGAUUGACCUUUCAUCUUAUAUUGAUGGACGAUAACCAAUACCAUAUUGAGGUAUUUCCACUUCAGUGUAUUUUAUUUUACUUAAGAUUAAUUGUGCGUGUCAGUGAUUUUCAAGGACUCAGUUGUAUGUUGUAUGCUUUCAUUUUUGUAAUAGAUCUUCUGAAGAACAGAUUAUGGUUAUUCAUAAAAUAAAUUCAUUUUUAAUAUUGUAAACAAAAUCAAGAAAUAGAUUGUCUAGAUCUUAUAUUCCUUUUGUACAUUAAUUUUUAACUGUUAUAAAAGUUAUCUUUUUAGUUAAAAAUAAAUGGUGAUAAAGAGAAUGAUGUCUACUUUGAAAUAGUUCUAAGAACAGUGUAGAAAGUUAUUUGUCCUUGAGGUAAUUUUGUUCCAUGAACAAUGUCUUUUUAUAAUAAAUAUUUUUAAUUUAAUCCUGUAA
Molecule: messenger RNA, 1761 nt
Organism: Nezara viridula (southern green stink bug)
Lineage: Eukaryota; Metazoa; Arthropoda; Insecta; Hemiptera; Pentatomidae
Source: the annotation of a GenBank genome assembly